AUGUCAUCAUUACAUUUGCCGUAUUUUGCUGAGGGGACCGUUGUGUCCGGCUUUGGAAGAGGGAGCAAGGAACUUGGCAUCCCCACGGCCAAUUUUCCGGACGAUGUGAUCCAGAAGCUGCCUGCAGACUUUGAAUGUGGCGUGUAUUAUGGGUGGGCAAAGAUCAACAAUGACGAGAAUAUUUAUCAGAUGGUGUUGUGUGUUGGCUGGAACCCAUACUAUCACAACACAGUGAAAACUAUGGAAACUCACAUCAUUCACAAGUUUGACCACGAUUUUUACGGGCAGCACCUAAAGACCAUCAUUCUAGGCUACAUCAGGCCCAUGUGUAACUUUGAAUCAUUGGAUUCUCUAAUAGCUGCGAUACACAAGGAUAUAGCUGAUGCUGUUGAACAUUUAAAAGAGCCUGAAUGUUUGAAGUACUCACAGCAUCCAUUCUUUUCACAACCACCUGCAGUAACUUCACCAGAGAGAGCACUAAUAGAACGCAGUGGUAGCUCCAAACCUGACUUAUCCUCAAACUGCUACAGUCAAGAGACUGGCUUAUUAAAUGGUGAUAUUUCUCUCAUAUCUAAACAAAGCUCUCCACAAAGAAUGGAAGUUACCUUUGUUGGCAAACAGAUUUUAAAAAACUGA
This is a messenger RNA of Candidula unifasciata, 636 nucleotides long. The record is from the annotation of a GenBank genome assembly. Lineage: Eukaryota; Metazoa; Mollusca; Gastropoda; Stylommatophora; Geomitridae.